AUGAGUGUUGAAUUACCACUUACAGGAUGGAUUGAUAUUCGAAUUAAUUUAUCAAAUAAAAUCAAGAAAUAUUAUUACGUUUUAGAAGGUAAUAAAUUAAUAUUAUACAAAGAUGAAGAUAAAAAGAAAGAAGUUUUUUCAAUAAACUUAAAAAAUGGGAAAUUAUGUUAUCUGAGUGCAGAACAAGAAGUUAUUGAUCCAGUGAAAAUAGAAAUCACAUUUGAUUUAUUAGAAAAUGAAUAUUAUCAAUUUGAAUGUAAUAAUAAACAAACACUAGCAUUAUGGAUUAAAACAUUAUCUUCUUAUUGUUGUGUUGCUGGAAUUACUCAUUAUCCAUUACACACUAUUACAUUUAAAAGUAAUUAUUGCAUUCCAUUAAUACUUGCUAAAUGUUUUAAAAUCAUUGAUGAAUAUCAAUAUCAACCUUCUUCUCCUUUACUUCAACCAUUAAGUUUUGACCUUAACGAAUUAAAUGAACUUUGUGAUAUUAAUUCAAUCAAAACAAUUGAACAAGCACAUUUAAUUAUUCACCAUUAUAUCACAUCAUUAAAUCCACCAUUAAUUCCAAAUUAUCUUAAUGAUGGUAUUUUAGAUGCAAUGAAAAAAGAAAGUACAUUAAAUCAAGUAGAGGUAUUACAGAAAACAUUUGAAGGGUUAAGGUCUCCAUGUAGAAUAGUAGUAGUAUUAUUGUUUCAUUACCUUAACAAAAUGUAUGAAUUAAAUUAUGAUAUAUUAGAGGAAUUAUUAACACUUUAUAGUAGUGUGUAUAAUCCACCAGUCGAGUUAAAAUCAAUGAAAGACACAAUACUCACUAUGCUCAUAGAAAAUUUUGAAUAUAUUUUCCCAAAUAUUCAAAAAGAAAUUGACAUAAUAGAACAAAAUUUUAAUAAAGUAGAACCAUUUGAUUUAAUAAAACGUUCAGCAUUUAAAGAAUAUGUGAAGAAGAAAAUGGCAGAAAUUAAUCAAGAAAUAAAAGGAGAUAAUAAAAAUGAAAUGAAAAGUGAAGAAGAAAAAGAAGAAAAAAAAGAAGAUGAAAUUAAAACAAUGUUUAGAAGAAAACAAAAAAAAGUUCAAGUAGAUGAAAAGGAUUUAGAUUUUAAACUUCAACAAUAUUAUUUAAUUGAAACAGAAGAAACAAUUGAAACAAGAAUUGAAGAACUUAAGAAACAAAUAAAUGAAUUAAAAAAUACAGUAUUAGAACAAGGAAAAACAAUUAGUAUAUUACAAAAUGAAUAUAUUAAACAACAUCCUAAAUGA
Entamoeba dispar SAW760 is the source of this 1257-nucleotide messenger RNA. RefSeq lists its product as uncharacterized. The transcript has a single exon. NCBI's taxonomy places the organism in Eukaryota, Evosea, Mastigamoebida, Endamoebidae. Bases 1 to 1257 code for a protein of 418 amino acids. The record is from RefSeq and is a predicted model, not a curated record.